AUGUCCAUGGGAGGAACUCGAUUUGUGAAAUCUAACAUUCCCCGAGAGGAUGAACAGAACUUAGCUUCGGUAGGGAUUGAGAAUAUUCUCUGUCAAUGCGACUUAUCCGAGAAAGACGCGAUUCGAUUAUUUCACUCGCUGGCAACAUGGCUUCCCACUGCAUCGCGCUUUGCGACUCCGACAAUUCUGACACGCCGUAGUGACAUGUUUACGAACUUUUGA
Messenger RNA from Ambispora gerdemannii, 222 nucleotides. Lineage: Eukaryota; Fungi; Glomeromycota; Glomeromycetes; Archaeosporales; Ambisporaceae. The record is from the annotation of a GenBank genome assembly.